This is a messenger RNA of Oncorhynchus mykiss (rainbow trout), 833 nucleotides long. Its product is annotated as VIG-B319.A protein. The record is from RefSeq and is marked provisional. NCBI's taxonomy places the organism in Eukaryota, Metazoa, Chordata, Actinopteri, Salmoniformes, Salmonidae.
AUGAAAAUGCAUGGCAUAGACCGAGACCGACAUGUUAUACAUCUUCAUUGUCUGUGGAUUGUGGGCUUUGUGGGCUGUGUUGCCUCCUCCUCCCUGCCCUCUGGCCCUCUCUCCAUCUCUUCCCCUGUUGGAAGCCAAGCCAUCCUUCCUUGCAAAUGGAAGUCCCAGCUAGACAACGUCCCAGUUUGCCACGUCCUAUGGCAGACACCCGAUGCGCCAGUGUUUGAGCAAAACGGGGAGCAACGGUGGCAGGCCAGCGAGUUUGAGGGGCGGCUGGAGGUACCUGGGGAAAAGCUUUGGGAGGGCGACUGCUCUCUGAUCUUGCGCGACGUGCAGUUUGGGGAUGUGGGGCUUUACGAGAGCUUCAUGGUGGUCGACAGGACAAGGAGGAAAAGGCGGGUGUUCAUCCAGAGUGUUCACCUCUCAGUCUAUGACCAUAAGUCCAAGCUGUCAAUGGGCAUGGGUGAAGACCUGGUCCUGACGCUCCACACUCCCCAGGCCAUGAGAGUGGUCUUCCAAGGGAGGAACAGCACAGAGUGGAAGGUCCUGUGGAUGAGGGGUGACGGGAAGGUCAACGGGGGUCGUCUUGAGGAGGCUGAAGGGGUGGUGGUCCUCCGAGGGUUAAGGAUGGACAACUCUGGGACUUAUAAAGUGUUGGAUUCCCAUGGGCUUUCCGUGAGCACUGUGAAACUCACAGUGGAAGAAGUUGCUAAAACUCAAAAGAUUAUCCACAUCCAGGACAAACCUGUAGGUAAAUCUACUGUUUACAGGUCCUCCUCUCUGCUCAUCGUUUUUGUCCUGCUGAUCAGUCCUCUGAUUCAACAUCUCCUCUA